AAAUCGUCUAAGUAUGGCUGCAUACACGGGUUCAGAUCCGUUCGCUUGGCCUUUCAAAGAAAUCCAGCCGGAGAAUUACCACGUCGACACGAUGAGCAAUUACUUCGACCAAAAGGAGGACUCCACCGUCUACAACGACGAAGAAAACUCCUCCAACUUCUUCGAAGAUUUGCUGAGGAAACUCAAGGAAGAGAAACCCACCAGCACGGUCGCCCCCACGCAGACCGCCGUCACCGAAAUGGCCUCCGAGAUGGCCGCCUCCGGCUCCCUCGAGAGCAUCUACAAGGCCAACCAGGAGGAUUUCCUGGCCGACGGCGGACAGGGCAGGACGUCCUUGGUGCCGAGGAAUUUCUUCCCGAGCGUCACCAGCGUGUUCAAAACCGAUCCCGAGACCACCGAGUCCCUGUUCAUCAGCAACCUAUCGUCGGAGGUCACCGACAAGCCUUUCCUCUACUCGGACAAGAUCGUCGACAGCAUCCUGAACGACACGAAGGGCGUCCAUACGCUGUACACCACCUGCACCAAUAGGACAGCGACCGCGAGCUCGAGAACCACCACGCUGGCGUCGCUGUUCAAUCUCGGAUCCGAAGAGAAAAAGGCCGGCUACUCAGCGGAGUCGGCGAUUAGUUGCGAGGUGAAACCGCCGGAUACUCCGUUGAUAUUCAACAAAUUCAAAAACAACUACUUUGACUUCACCACGUUGGUCGAAGAGAAGAAAUUCAAUCACUCGUUCGUUAACGAUGCUACUACGAUGGUCGUAACGGAAACCACGACGGAUUCGUUUAGGCUAGACAAUAUGAACGAUAUGAACAAUAUGAACAAUACGAACGAUACCUUCGAGAUGGAUAGGAUGAACAACUCCUUUGGGCUAAACGAAAUGCCGAUUUUGAAAAAUAAAUUCCAGAUGAGCUUCGAUGAAAUCACUACUCCGUACAACGACAAUGGAUACGAAAACGAAGGGUUCACUUCUACCAUAAUCAGUAGUUCCACGGAGGCGGUGAUUAAUACGACAAGCGAGCACAAGAGGGUUUUUGUGCACGCCAUGGAAGAAUCGGAGGUUAAUAAUUGUUACUUUUACAUAAUUCUAAUAGUUGUUAUAUUGAUUUUGUUAUCGGUCAUAGCUGGAGUGUUUUUGUUUUAUAAGAAAAUUAAAGGAGCUAAAGGUUCGGGAUACCAGGUGUCUCAAAUGAGGGACUACACUAAUGCUAAAAACGCGAAUGAAACUGAUAACGAUAUGGUUAAUAUUUAAAUUAUUAAAAUUAUACAUAUAUGCCAAAGCUUACAAUAUUAAAAGAAAUUAUAUGUAUACUACUACUAUUAAGGAAUUCUGCAUGCUGCAUUAUGGUUGUGUUAUUGUAUAAUUUUUGUUGCUCG
Phyllotreta striolata is the source of this 1374-nucleotide messenger RNA. NCBI's taxonomy places the organism in Eukaryota, Metazoa, Arthropoda, Insecta, Coleoptera, Chrysomelidae. The record is from the annotation of a GenBank genome assembly.